Messenger RNA from Polyodon spathula (Mississippi paddlefish), 3086 nucleotides. RefSeq names its product nucleolar MIF4G domain-containing protein 1-like. The record is from RefSeq and is a predicted model, not a curated record. Gene Ontology annotation, biological process: ribosomal small subunit biogenesis. Gene Ontology annotation, molecular function: protein binding; RNA binding. The coding region runs from base 181 to 2823 and encodes 880 amino acids. The transcript is spliced from 11 exons. Gene Ontology annotation, cellular component: nucleolus. NCBI's taxonomy places the organism in Eukaryota, Metazoa, Chordata, Actinopteri, Acipenseriformes, Polyodontidae.
GUUCCGGUAAAUGUUUCCACGAUGGCGGCUCCCAUGAGAAGCAUGGUUUUAUGCCCAGUUAAAGUACAGUAAGCUUUGUGUUUACAGUGACAGUCGCUCUGCGAAGGGCUGUCUGGAUGUGCUUGCAGUCGGAAUACUAUAUUUGAGUUUGUUUUACAUCGCACUUGUCUGGAGGUUAAAAUGAAGAAGAAGCCUCAUGGCAAGCGCAAAGUAAUAAAAAGAGAUUUCAGCAAACUGCAAAAGUGUAAGUUAUCCGUUGAGCAGUUUUUACAAAAGGAAGACAAAUCCACGGAGGCCGCGGGAGGUGAGGAUGGUUGCCAUGGGAGCAUGCUGUUCGGUGUUAAGAGGAAAAGUAGGAAGGAAUUAAGGAAAGAAAAAAGAAAAAACAAGAAGGCUAAAAUGAAAGAUUAUUAUGAGGGGAAGCUUUUAAAAGUAAGCCCCGUCGGUACUGUCACAAUGUUACAAAAUAACGAAAAGCCAGCGAAACCGAAUGCGAGUGAAAAAGGAAGGGACAAGACUGCAAAACAAGCCGCCGAAUCUUCUGAGCAGCAAGAAAACACUGCUGAUCCAAAACACAACAACAAAGAAAAAGCACAGCAUGCAAAGGGGGGAAACAAGCGAACUCUAAAUUCUCAACAAGGAUCAAAGAGAAUAAGCAGCAGUACUGCCGGCGAUUCGAGGCAGGGCUCGGUGAAAAUACCUAGCAGCAGCAGCAGCAGCAGCAGCACUGCACAGCAAGCAGCGUUCAAGAAAACAAGCAAGCAGCAGCAAGUGAGGAAACGGGCGCUGCUGGAAGCCAAUGUCGAAGAAGAGAAAGAAAUCAAAAGGCUAGAGAAAUACCUCGGCAUGAACAAACGUAAGAAUAAAACCACCCUGCCCCAAUCUUUCACUGCCGAUGGACUGGAUUAUAUUUUGGGCAUUCUUGAACCUGGAGCCUCCGCGUCGGGCUUGUACGAGAGCGAAGAGGAAGACAUGGACGUGACCAAGGAGAGGCUGGAACAGCUCGGCGGGAGUGAAUCUGACCUGUCUGAAGAUUCUCAACAGGAGGGAUCGUCAGACGAGGAUGAACAAGACAGCGGGAAAUAUUUUGAAGAGAUGGAGGCCACUGAGGAGGAGGAGGAGGAGUGUGAUGAAGAACUGGACCAGGGUGAUGGAAAUGAGGAGGAUACAGUUAUUGAGGGAGGAGAGGCAGAGAAUACAGUAGAGGAGCAUGGAGGCAGUGCAAACGAAAAGGGCUCGGAAGAAGGCAACGCUAAAUACAUCCCACCUCACCAGCGGGAGUCUGCAGAGACUGACGAUGCCAAGAGGAGACAGGCGCUGGAGAGACUGGAAAGGAAUGUGAAAGGACUCCUAAACAGGCUAACGGAGCACAACAUGGCAUCUAUAAGCAGCCAGUUGGAGGAGCUGUAUAUGAGCCGCAGUCGAAAGGACAUGAAUGACACUGUGACAGACAUCCUGCUGGCGGGCUGUGUCACUCCUGCCCUAAUGCCAGACCGCUUGCUGCUGGAGCACGUCCUGUUGGUCAGCAUUCUCCAUCACACAGUGGGGCUGGAGGUUGGUGCCCACUUUCUGGAAAAGGUGGUUCGUAAGUUUGAAGAACAUUACCAGGUUGGCAGUGAAGGUAAAGAGUGUGACAACCUCAUUGCCAUAAUCGCACACCUGUACAACUUCCACGUGGUGCACUCUCUGCUCAUCUUUGAUAUUCUGAAGAAGCUCACAAAGGCUUUUACAGAGAAGGACAUCGAGCUGAUCCUGUUUUUACUGAAAAACAUUGGAUUUUUGUUAAGAAAAGAUGAUGCAAUGGCAUUGAAGGAGCUGAUCAGUGAAGUGCAAAGCAAGGCCAACGCUAUGGGAACAAAACUCCAGGAUCAGACAAGGAUGCGGUUCAUGUUGGAGACCAUGCUUGCACUCAAGAACAACGACAUGAGAAAAAUCCCAGGCUACGAUCCGGAGCCAGUGGAUAGACUGAGGAAACUACAGCGGACACUGAUCCACAGCAGUGCCAGUGGCUGCGAUGUCUGUCUGCGGGUCUCUCUGGAGAACCUGCUGGCUGCAGACCAGGUGGGGCGCUGGUGGAUCGUCGGGUCCUCAUGGAGCGGAGUGCCAAUGAUUGGCAGCACCACACAACAGAAGCAGCCUGCAGGCCAGGUAAGCGCUAAGAUUUUGGAGCUUGCUCGUAAACAGAGAAUGAAUACUGAUAUAAGAAGAAACAUUUUCUGUGUCCUGAUGACCAGCGAGGAUUUCCUUGAUGCCUUUGAGAAACUGGUCAGGCUUGGUCUGAAGGACCAGCAAGAAAGAGAGAUUGUGCAUGUGCUCACGGACUGCUGUCUGCAAGAGAAGGGCUUUAACCCCUUCUAUGCUGUCUUGGGAGAAAGGUUUUGUGAAUAUGACAGGCGUUUUCAGAUGACUUUUCAGUUCAGCAUGUGGGACAAAUUCCGUGAUCUGGCAAACCUAUCCAGCACCUCCUUCAGCAACCUUGUUCAUCUCCUAGUGCAUCUGCUCAAGAAGAAGUCUCUUUCACUCUCCGUCUUAAAGAUUAUCGAGUUCAGUGAACUGGAUAAGCCUAAAGUCCGGUUCCUGCGCCAACUGCUGAGUAAACUUCUGUGUGAAACGGAACCAGAGGAGCUGAAAGACAUUUUUGGGAGGAUUUCAGGAAUUCCAAAGCUCGGAAUGCUGCGGGAAGGAUUGAAGCUUUUCAUCACUCACUUUUUACUGAAGAAUGCUUUGAGCCUGGGAACAGCUGAGCAAGCAAGCCUGCUGAAAGAGAAGGCUGGCGUGGCAGAGCUGGGCAUGCAAGUGAAGGAUGCAAAGCUGAAACUGUAAGGAGGAGGAGUCUUAAACACACCAAGAAUGUGUGGACAACAUUCAGGAAAAUACUAAGCAACAAUCUUCCUUUCAUUGGUAAAGUAAGGCACUGCCUAUUUUAAAUGGUACAUCUGGCCCAGCCAGCAGGUGGUGACUUUAAUGUAAAUACAGUAUAGUACAUUUGUUUUGGUUUUUAUUCCCUUGUCUCAUGUUCUUUUUGAUUCAUUAAAUGUGGUUAGUGCUGUAAUGUUCAAACACGUACAGUAGUGUGCACAUGUAUU